This is a messenger RNA of Pleuronectes platessa (European plaice), 4242 nucleotides long. RefSeq names its product glutamate receptor, ionotropic, N-methyl D-aspartate 2Ca (gene grin2ca). The transcript has 12 exons. NCBI's taxonomy places the organism in Eukaryota, Metazoa, Chordata, Actinopteri, Pleuronectiformes, Pleuronectidae. Gene Ontology annotation, molecular function: NMDA glutamate receptor activity; transmitter-gated monoatomic ion channel activity involved in regulation of postsynaptic membrane potential. Bases 1 to 4242 code for a protein of 1413 amino acids. Gene Ontology annotation, cellular component: NMDA selective glutamate receptor complex; plasma membrane; postsynaptic membrane. Gene Ontology annotation, biological process: long-term synaptic potentiation; synaptic transmission, glutamatergic; monoatomic ion transport. The record is from RefSeq and is a predicted model, not a curated record.
AUGGGCUUUCGUCUAGGCUGUUUGAGCGACUCCCCGUGGUGGCCACCACCGCUGCUGCUGCUGCUGUUCUGCACUAUCCCCUGCUGUUCAGGCCGGCCGUUUGGGAUUCCAACGCCCUCCGUGAACGUGGCGGUGGUGUUCAGCGGCUCGGCCUACCAGACAGAGAUUAAGGGGCGGCUAAGCCGGGAAAAUUUCCUGGACCUGCCUCUGGAGGUGAACCCCAUCACUGUGCUGGUCAAUAACACCAACCCUCGGGCGCUGCUCACCCGCAUCUGUGACACCCUCUCCACCAACCGUGUGCAUGGCGUGGUGUUUGAAGACAAUGUGGGCUCUGAGGCUGUGGCACAGAUCUUGGACUUCAUCUCCACUCAGACAGCUGUGCCUAUUGUGGGCAUUAGCGGAGGCUCUGCUGUCGUCCUGCCAUACAAGGGCGAAGGCUCUAACUUCCUGCAGCUGGGCUCCUCCAUCCAGCAGCAGAUCAACGGUAUGUUCAAGGUGAUGGAGGAAUACAACUGGGACAGCUUCGUGGUCAUAACCAGCCUAUACCCAGGCUACGAAGCCUACGUGGAUCAUGUCAAGACCUUCACGGACACCAGCUACUUCAUAUGGGAACUGCAGGAUGUGCUGACCUUUGACAUGUCCGCCGACGGCAUGAACGACAUGCGAGCACUCAGGCUGCUGCAACAGAUCGAUGCCCAGGUCUUGCUGGUCUACUGCUCACACGAAGAGGCCAAUUACCUGUUUUCCAUGGCAGCCGGGGCUGGACUGGACGGGCCAGGCUACAUCUGGAUUAUCCCCAGCCUGGCCGUGGGAAACCCAGACAUCGCCCCACCGGAGAGCUUCCCGGUGGGGCUUAUCAGCAUCAUCACAGACCGCUGGAGAAUGAGCCUUAGGAAGAGGGUACGAGACGGGGUGGCCAUCGUGGUGAAAGGCGUGCAGAGCUUUCGGAAACAGAGGGGCUUCAUUCCAGAGGGCCACAGUGACUGCCACAACCCUGUCAAGCCAUUGGCUGCUAAUGACACGCUGUUCAGGCACAUGUUGAAUGUAACCUGGGAGCACAAUGACUUCACCUUCAACAGUAACGGUUACCUGGUGAAUCCAGCCAUGAUCAUCAUCACUCUGGAUAGAGAGCGGCAGUGGGAUAAGGUGGGGACCUACGAGAUGGGCAUCCUGCAGAUGCGAUACCCUGUGUGGCCGCGGUUUGGCUCAUACCUGGAGCCAGUGUCUGAUUACAGGCACCUGACAGUGGCCACGCUGGAGGAGCGGCCCUUCGUCAUUGUAGAGGCAGUGGACCCUUCAACUGGUACAUGUGUGAGCAACACUGUGCCCUGCAGACGGCAGUCCAACAAAACGGAGACUAUUGUGGGUCACACCGAGCCAUACAAAAAACUCUGCUGUAAGGGCUUCUGCAUAGACAUCCUGAAGAAGCUGUCCCGCACCAUAAAGUUCUCCUAUGACCUCUACCUGGUCACCAACGGCAAGCACGGCAAACUGGUCCGAGGCAUUUGGAAUGGGAUGAUCGGAGAGGUGUUCUACAAGCGGGCGGACAUGGCCAUCGGCUCACUGACCAUCAACGAGGAGCGCUCGGAGAUCAUUGACUUCUCAGUGCCGUUUGUGGAGACAGGAAUCAGCGUGAUGGUCGCCAGAAGUAAUGGGACUGUCUCACCAUCUGCCUUUUUAGAACCAUACAGUCCGGCGGUUUGGGUGAUGAUGUUCGUCAUGUGUCUCACCGUUGUGGCCAUCACAGUGUUUGUGUUUGAAUACUGCAGUCCAGUUGGGUACAACCGCAGCCUGGUCAGUGCCAAAGAACCCGGAGGUCCCACCUUCACGAUUGGGAAGUCAGUGUGGCUGCUGUGGGGAAUCGUCUUCAACAACUCGGUGCCAAUUGAGAAUCCAAAGGGCACCACCAGUAAGAUCAUGGUCCUGGUCUGGGCUUUCUUUGCCGUAAUCUUCCUGGCUUCCUACACAGCCAACCUGGCAGCCUUCAUGAUCCAAGAGCAAUACAUCGACACUGUCUCUGGACUGAGUGACAAAAAGUUUCAAAAGCCACAGGAGCAGUACCCUCCAUUCCGCUUUGGUACGGUCCCAAAUGGCAGCACAGAACGUAACAUAAGGAGUAACUACCCCGAGAUGCACUCCCACAUGGUCAAAUACAACCAGAAGGGAGUAGAGGAUGCCCUUAACAGCUUAAAAACAGGGAAGCUGGAUGCCUUUAUCUAUGAUGCUGCAGUGCUGAAUUACAUGGCUGGCAAAGAUGAGGGCUGCAAGCUGGUGACCAUUGGCAGUGGCAAAGUGUUUGCUACUACUGGUUACGGCAUUGCCCUGCAGAAGGAUUCACGCUGGAAACGACCCAUCGACCUGGCUCUGCUCCAGUUCUUGGCUGAUGGUGACACACAGAAGCUCCAGACCGUCUGGCUUACGGGCAUCUGCCGCAAUGAGAAGAAAGAGGUUAUGAGCAGUAAGCUGGACAUUGACAACAUGGCGGGGGUCUUCUACAUGCUCCUGGUGGCCAUGGGCCUGAGUCUUCUGGUUUUUGCGUGGGAACACCUGCUGUACUGGAAACUACGUCAUUCGGUCCGCAAAUCAGAAGAGCUUGACUUCCUCCUGGCUAUCAGCAGAGGCAUCUACAGCUGCUUCAGUGGAGUAGAGCACACCGACCGCAAUGGAAGCAUGCAGAGUCCAGACAUCACCACCAACUAUUCACAAGCCAAUAUGCUAAAGAUGCUACAGACAGCGAAGGACAUGGUGUCCUCUGCCAGAGUGGAGAACUCUCUAGACAACGCUACAAAAACAUUAGAGAACUGGAGCAGGCGGGGGGCCGACAAUGUGCGGGCUGGCCUUCCACCAAGAGUGACAGCCACCGACAUGAACCACAGCCAUCUACCCUACAUCUCCAGCAUCACUGACAAUCACUCACCGUACCCCCAGAGAGCCCUCACACCCACUUUCCCAAUUCAUUAUGGGGACACCUCUGCCAAGCCCCUCCUCGAAAAUCCCUGUGUGGUAACUCGGCCCACCCCACUCCGCUACACACUACCUGCGCGCAGCAAUCAGCACGUCGUAGAGAGGACUCUGCCCAUAUCCAGCCUCAGUAGUCCUCACAUCGCAAUGAGGGACCCUGCUCCCUCUGGUUCAGCUAACCCCUACCACAGCAGCAGGCUGUAUGUGGAGAACCAGCAUCGGCACCCAACGUCCCCUUUUGUUCCUUACAGGGAGUUUCAGGUCCCCGAUAUCUACGUGGAGCACAAAGGGCCACUGAAGAGGAAGUUUAGCUACCCUCCUGACUGUGUGAGCCGACAGAGGAGGUCCCAUACCUACGUGUUUGAUGCUGCAGACCCCAGAGUGAGAGGUGACUAUGAUGAACCUCGAUCCUGCCUUGCUGAAUUAAGGGCCAACCACCUCUUGAACAACCAUGCCCCUGAUGCUGCUGCCAUUUCCUGCACUGCAAGACACUAUCCUGGCAGCAGCAACAGCUGCAACUCCUGUAUGAAGUCUUAUCUUGAGCCCGAAAUGGAUGAUGUACCACUCCUGGGGAAGGACAAACUCAACCGCCGCGCCUCAUUUCUCAGAGCCACAUGGGGCAAUGACAGGAUCCAUCAGGUGGAUGAAACAAAGCCCUCAACAUCCACAUCUCCUUCCACCCGCGUAGACAUGCCUGACCUGUUUCCAAGGGUGGUUGUGGCCAACCCAAAACCCCACAAGCUAUACAGCAGUCUCGGGCACAACUUGUCCUGCUACCCCUUGGCUGCUGAGCCUGCGUACUUGGACCCCGCCCACAUGGGGUCCUAUCCCUAUAAGCAAAAGCUCAAGUACUCUGACUCUACUCGGCUUCCCUCGUACAGGGAAGCCAUCCUGCAGAAUGCCGCUGCCCUGCGCCGCUCCUCUUCCACAGUGGUGCACAGACACUACUCAACCUACCUGAACUCAUACACAGACUUACCAGUGUAUGUGGGGCCACUGGCCCAGGGACCAUCCCAGUUGUAUGAUGGUUCCAAGGACAUGUGCCACAUGUUUCCUUGUACAAGCCACCGCCCUGAAAAUGCAGCAAUGCUGCCUCGUAUGAGUGACAGACAGGUGGUUUACCACAACAAUAUGUUUGGGGCCUAUGAUGGCACAGGAAAGAGAGAGGACCAAGGUCUUGGGAGCAGAGAGCGGAGGCAGGUGCUGGUGGCACGGAGAGUUAACAGUCCCUAUGUGCCAAAGCCCUGGGGCAGGGUAUCCAGCCUGGAGUCGGAGGUCUGA